UUAAUCUUUCUCCCUCCCGAUAUUGGAGGGGAGGGUGGUUACAACCUGUGUAGUACUGAAAAAGAACUUGGAUAGUUGGAAAGAAAGCAAAAGAAAACAUCAUGGAAAAGGAGAGUACUGGGAUUAUAUCCGAUGCAACGCCUGAAUAUUGCAGAAGGGAGCCUCUACUGCCGCCGGAAGCCGAGACGGCCAAAGCGUCGUCGUGGAGACUCAAUGUCAACGAGUUCCGUCUGCUCCAGCAAAGCGCAGAUGAUAAUCGUGAUGACGAUCACGCUCCCUCCACUUUCCGCCGCCUCCUUCGCUCUACCAGGAAACCAACCAAGGUUACAGAAUAUUAUAGGAAACAGAAAAAGCUCAUUGAAGGGUUUAAUGAGAUGGAGGCCAUGGAUGAAGCAGGUGGUUUUCCUGGAAGUCUCACAGAGGAUGAAAUGAAGCAGCUUGCCAGGAGCGAGAGGAUGGCAGUUCAUGCAUCGAACAUAGCUAACUUGGUGCUUUUUGGAGCAAAGGUUUUCGCUUCUAUUGAGAGCAGAUCAUUAGCAGUUAUUGCCUCAACCAUGGAUUCCCUCUUGGAUCUCUUGUCAGGGUUUAUUUUAUGGUUCACGUCAAAUGCAAUGAGGUACCCCAACCAGUAUAACUAUCCAAUUGGAAAGAAGCGGAUGCAACCAGUGGGCAUCAUUGUUUUUGCAUCAGUAAUGGCAACUCUCGGAUUACAAAUAUUGCUCGAGUCUGCUCGACAACUCAUGGAUAAGUCCCACACUAAAAUGGAUUCUGAAGAGGAGAAAUGGGUAAUUGGGAUUAUGGUUUCUGUCACAGUAGUGAAGUUUGUGCUCAUGGUUUACUGUCGAAGGUUUACAAACGAAAUUGUUAGAGCAUAUGCACAAGAUCAUUUUUUUGACGUUAUUACAAAUUCAAUUGGUUUAGCAGCAGCUGUCCUAGCUGUCAGAUAUUACUGGUGGAUUGAUCCUACUGGAGCUAUUAUAAUAGCCUUAUAUACAAUUAAUACAUGGGCAAAGACAGUCAUUGAGAAUGUACGAUCCCUAAUUGGAAGAACAGCACCACCCGAGUUCUUGGCGAAGCUAACAUAUCUGAUAUGGAACCACCACGAAGAGAUCAAGAACAUUGACACAGUUAGAGCAUACACCUUCGGUUCUCAUUACUUUGUGGAGGUUGACAUAGUCUUGCCAGAAGACAUGUAUCUGCACAAAGCACAUAAUAUUGGUGAGACACUUCAAGAGAAGCUUGAGCAACUCCCUGAAGUUGAACGAGCUUUCGUGCAUAUAGAUUUUGAGUUUACUCACAGGCCUGAACACAAGGCCAAGGUAUGAGGACAAUGAUGAUGGUUCUAGCAAUGACCAGAGUUCAGCUUUACACGGCAUCAAGGCCUUAAAAAAUGUUUUGUUGACAUGUUAUGCUCUGUUUGUUUAUAGUGCCAGACAAAAUAUUUUAUUCAAUUACCUUCUGAUGUAUGAAAGCUGUAGAAGUAUUUACUUAUA
This is a messenger RNA of Alnus glutinosa, 1493 nucleotides long. Its product is annotated as metal tolerance protein 9-like. The transcript is spliced from 6 exons. Gene Ontology annotation, cellular component: membrane. Gene Ontology annotation, biological process: transmembrane transport; monoatomic cation transport. The record is from RefSeq and is a predicted model, not a curated record. Lineage: Eukaryota; Viridiplantae; Streptophyta; Magnoliopsida; Fagales; Betulaceae. Bases 102 to 1325 code for a protein of 407 amino acids. Gene Ontology annotation, molecular function: monoatomic cation transmembrane transporter activity.